Erythranthe guttata (spotted monkey flower) is the source of this 1216-nucleotide messenger RNA. RefSeq names its product agamous-like MADS-box protein AGL62. Lineage: Eukaryota; Viridiplantae; Streptophyta; Magnoliopsida; Lamiales; Phrymaceae. Gene Ontology annotation, molecular function: protein dimerization activity; RNA polymerase II cis-regulatory region sequence-specific DNA binding; DNA-binding transcription factor activity, RNA polymerase II-specific. Gene Ontology annotation, biological process: positive regulation of transcription by RNA polymerase II. The record is from RefSeq and is a predicted model, not a curated record.
AAAAAAAAAAAAAAAUCACAAGUUACAUAUAAAUUAUAAUGACUAUUAUGAUAUUGCAUAAAGUCCAUCAAAAUCUCAUCAUUAUAAUUAGCAAAUUACUGUUACAGAUUAGAGUUAAGAUUAGCUGAAAUUAACUAGUUAAAUAGCUUUCAAUAUUGCCAAUCAAAACAUACGUUUUCACCUGACCAAAAAUCCAAACAUUAACUAACAAAUAUUUCUUAACUCCCAAAUCAUAUGUAAAAAUGUUAAAAACAUAAAUAAAUAAUUCCAGCUAGCUUUCAUGGUACUAGAAAUCCCAACUCUAUAAAUUAGACACAUAUUUUCAUUCUUCCCUACACAAAAUCCUCAAAAAAUCCAAAAACUUUUCCCUCAAUCUAAAAACAAGAAGAAGAAAAAAGUCGAUCGCUAUGGCGAAAAAACCAAGCAUGGGCAGACAAAAGAUCAAAAUCGAGAAAAUAGAGGUAAAAAACCACCUACAAGUCACCUUCUCGAAACGCAGAUCCGGUCUAUUCAAGAAAGCCAGUGAGCUCUGCACACUUUGUGGGGUCGAAAUCGCAAUUAUCGUCUUCUCACCAGCUGGCAAAGUUUUCUCCUUCGGCCACCCCAAUGUCGAGUCCAUAGUCGACAGGUUCUUGCCUCGAAACUCUGCCACUAACAACAACACCAAUAUUAAUAUGAAUAUUACUAAUAAUAACGGGGGCCCGUAUCAUAUUAUCGAGGCUCAGAGAAAUGCAAGUGUUAGAGAACUGAACUUGCAAUUAGGGCAAGUUACGUACGAACUCGACUUGGAAAGGAAAAGGGGUGAGAAUUUGGACAGCAUGAGAAAAAAAAAUGAGACGCACUAUUGGUGGGAGGCGCCCGUGGAGAAAUUAGGGUUAGAGGAGCUGGAGCAGCUCAAGACUGCAAUGGAAGAUCUCAAGGAGAAUGUGAGUCAGCAGUUGACUAAGAUGAUGAAUAUUCCUUCGAAUAUUUACAUGUCGAAUAAUAACGGGGUUUUCGACCAAUACGAGAGUAAACCUAGCCAGCUGGCGAUUGUGGCUGAUCAUGAGAAUAAUAAUGUUGAUCAUGCCAAUGCUGGUUUUGGUUAUUGCCAUGGAUUUUUCUGAAGCAUGUAAUCUUUAUAAUUUGAUCAUUAGUUUUUGGUUUUGUGCUAGUACCUUACUAGCUUUUUAUUAUUGAAUAAUCAAUCAUGCUUAUGUUUGAAUUAUUAUGAUGA